AACGGAGCGUUUGGCGCGAAAUGACUGCCGCGCUUUUUUAUUUCCCGCGUUCAAAACGUAACUAAAACAACAAAUAUACACAAAAAUGGAUUUAAAAGAAAUUAUUAAGUGGUUUAUCCCGUGUUUUCAUAUAUUGCUAUUAAAAAAAGUGAAAAUGUUCGGCCGUUUGACGUAUAUAGUAUUGUUUUUACUUUUUAUUUGGCGACCCGGUUGUGGCGCGAACGCGAACCUAGUUAGUGAUAGUAUUGAUACCAAAAAUGUAGUUAGUAGUUAUUUAGACAGUAAAUAUAACCAAAGUGAUGUUUAUGAUGUUAAAAUGGAUAGAAAUGACGGGAGAAGCCUGGAUUUGUCAACCGGCCGUACAUUCGGGCGUCCUCUCAAGAAGAUGAUGCAAGCUCUCAUCCCGCUCGCAUUCCAGAUCGGAGCGGCUUCCACGUGGGCAGUGGUCGCUGCUAUAGUCGGCAUCAAAACGUUGCUGGUCGCGCUUGUUAUACUGAAGCUACUGCUCAUGGCUGGCGCUGCUAAGGUGGGAGCCCUAUUCGGUCAGAAGACGCACCACGGCCAUGGCUGGGAGGCGCCGGCGCAGAAGGAGAUACACCUGCACAUACACAACGGAGCACAUCCAGAGAUACAUGAUGAGCAUGGCGCUAUUUCCGCUUGGAACAGAGACAGCACAGGAACGGCAGCGGCUUCAGACAAGAACAUUAAUUUAGUUAUUAACCCUUACGCUGCGGUUGCUGGACCACAAACUAUUAGCACGCCGUAUGGAAACUAUGUUAGGGUUGACUCUCCUAGCGCUUUGUCAUCAUUGUCUUCUUUAUCGAGUCUUAGCACUUAGCUUCAGAGCACCGGGAACAUAAACGUCUCUAAACUAUGAAUUUCCACUUUUAAUUGACAAGGUUAACAGUUGUUUUAAGAAAAACGGACGUUUAUGUUGUCGGUGUUAAUAGGCCUUAGGUAAUUCAUAACUUCUACGACCCGUAAGUUCCAAUUAUUUUGUGCACACUGCACCGCGUAUAACCGCGGAUUAUAUACUUAAGUAGUAUUCCUCCGCGCGGACAGGCUUCUUGGGAAAGGUUUGAGCAGAUUUCAUUGAAAUUAAAACCACGGUGCGCAGUGUCGUUUGUGAAUCAUUUUAAGAUGAUGUAAUUUUAAUUAGAAGAGAUUAUUUUAAAAUCCUUUAAAAUGUGGUGGUACCUUCAGUUAGACAUUUCUCAUAAUCCAUAUUUCUCAUACUUAAUGCACAAGGAAUGAUUUGGUAAGGGCAUUAGCAAAGGCGUAACCAUGUUCCCAGUUCCCACUAGUUCUGAUUACCCAUCAAGAAGUAUAAUUAUAUUCAGAUUCAGACCUUUGCUUCUAAGAAACUGCUUCCACGUACCAUCAAGCUGGAGAUGUAAAGAAUUCGUUUUCCUUAUCAAUAUGUAGUUAUUUAUGCAACUUAGCAGAUUGCUAGCAUUUCCUCAUUUCCAUGAGCAUUUGUUCAGCAAUUUAUUAAGUUUUAUAAGUGGCAGAAGGAAUUUUAUGUGUAGAAAUAUACCUAAUGAAGGUAUUAAGUACAGUUAGCCUCACUAAACUUUGCAAUUUUGAAGUGAGACAUUUGACUUGACAGACGACGAUCUUAUAAAGGUCGCGGGAAGACGCUGGAUGCAGGUCGCCUCCAACAGGUAUCUGUGGAGAUCUAAGGGGGAGGCCUAUGUUCAGCAGUGGACGUCCUAUAGCUGAGAAGAUGAUGAUGACAUUUGACUUCUUGCUGUCAUUUGAAAAUCUUCGGCUGUUGUAACUUGUAACGUAUGUCUGACAACCAGUCAUGCCUAGGGCUAUCGGGUUGCCCGGGUAACUGGGUUGAGGAGGUCAGAUAGGCAGUCGCUCCUUAUGAAGCACUGGUACUCAACUGCAUCCGGUUAGACUGGAAGCCGAACCCAAGAUAAUUGGCACAAGGCAGACUAACUAGCUACAGGAUUGCAAAGUUAUAUGAAGAAAUCUGCUAUAAAUGUUAUAUUGUAUGUAAUUUCUAUUGUCAACCGUUUUCGCUUGAUUUUGGAAAUACUUUAGCAAUUUCAUUUUACUUAGUUAAGUAUAGUCUAUAUUGGCAAUAACUUGAGCGUUAAAUUUUGACCAAGAAUAGACGAACUACCGGUGAGUUGGACCAUUUAACUAUAACGAUAACCGAACCAUUUUCAGUUGUCAAAUCGCCGAUGUGACCAAUGGGCGGCAAGUAUACGGCUGGUUAUGGUUUGGUUAUCGUUAUAGUUAAAUGGUCCAACUUUCUAUAAAUAUUUCUUCUGGAAGUUUCUAUCCAGGAUAUUGAGGCUUUGAUUUUAAUGUUACCAGGAAAUGUAAUUUAUUUUUAUAAUGGUAGUAUUUAGUUAAUGUAGAGUGUAAGUUGUAAUAUUUAUUUCUGUGUAUGAUUGUGAACGUAAAUAAUUUUAAGUGUAAUAAAUUAUUUC
Molecule: messenger RNA, 2447 nt
Organism: Helicoverpa armigera (cotton bollworm)
Lineage: Eukaryota; Metazoa; Arthropoda; Insecta; Lepidoptera; Noctuidae
Exons: 4
Coding region: 86-838 (250 amino acids)
Source: RefSeq, a predicted model, not a curated record